UAGGUCGCUUGGUCGCGCUUAGUCGCGAAGGUAGACGCUCGGUCGCCGUUGCGUGGUUACAUCAACCGAGAGAUGCGAAGCUGGUGCACGCGCCACUUGGCUGGCGAUUCCACUCCGUGGAAGUACACUGGGAGACCACAGAUGACCACGAUGAAUGGGAAGAGGCCCACGACGUUACCUCCAAGGCAUCAUCAGAACGACGCAACUUCCCAACACUUUGAUUUAAUCAAAUACAUAUACGAAUCUUGGAAUUCCGUAUCCAAGGAGCUAGAUAGCUACCAUAAUCAGCAACAUGGCAAUUCGUCAAAUUAUAGAAAUGCUGCUUUAGUUACGUAUUAUCAAGAACACGAACCAAAUCCACAGCUGAAAGAUUUUGAACCGUUUGAUCUGGAAGCCUACUGGAGACAACGGGGAGUGCAAAGCCUGGCACGAAAUACGAGUUCAUAGUCUUGGAUUUCAACCGUGAAUUACAAUCAUAUAUUAUCAAAUAGUUCUAAGAUUCAACAAGCAGCAGAAAGAAUAAAUUAUUUCCAAUAUUUGACAAACAUCGU
This is a messenger RNA of Ceratosolen solmsi marchali, 551 nucleotides long. RefSeq names its product protein FAM195B. The transcript is spliced from 4 exons. The record is from RefSeq and is a predicted model, not a curated record. Lineage: Eukaryota; Metazoa; Arthropoda; Insecta; Hymenoptera; Agaonidae. The coding region runs from base 73 to 447 and encodes 124 amino acids.